AUGAAGCCGCCAGAUCUUUCAUUCACAGUGCGUCGGCGUCAUCCAGAGCUGGUCGGUCCGGCGAAGGCGACGCCACAUGAGGUGAAGUUUUUGUCGGACAUCGACGACCAAGGUAUGCUUCUUCGAUUCCAAAUGCCGUUGAUCCAGUUGUAUCGUGGCAAUCCUUCGAUGAGAGGAAAAGAUCCCGUUGAGGUUAUCAGAAAAGCUUUAGCCGACACUCUGGUGUUCUACUAUCCCUUCGCCGGCAGGCUCCGGGACGGGCCUAACCGGAAGCUCAUGGUGGACUGUAAUGGCGACGGCGUCAUUUUCAUUGAGGCCGAUGCCGAUGUUACUCUAGAGGAAUUUGGUGAUCUUCAUCCUCCUUUUCCGUGUUUAGAAGAGCUUCUUUACAAUGUCCCAGGAACUUCAGAUAUUCUUAACACUCCACUUCUCCUUAUUCAGGUAACGCGCCUGGAAUGUGGUGGUUUUAUUUUCGCUUUGCGCUUGAAUCACACCAUGAGUGAUGCUAUUGGAAUCGUUCAAUUUAUGAGCGCGUUAGGCGAAAUCGCUCGCGGUGCGCCUAAGCCUUUAACUCUACCAAUCUGGCACAGGGAGCUUCUAAACGCAAGAGACCCACCACAUGUAACUUGCAAGCAUGGUGAAUAUGAAUAUGAAGAAGAAGCCCCAGAUAUCAAACAAACCAUCGUUUCCUUAACCAACAUGGUUCAACGUUCUUUCUUCUUGGGACCUAAUGAAGUUGCUUCCAUUAGCGAUCAAAUCCCUUAUCAUCUUCGUUAUUCUUCUUCUAGUUUUGAAAUCAUCACUGCAUUCUUAUGGCGAUGUCGUACAAUUGCUCUGCAAUUUGAUGAUGAUGAGAAAGUUCGAAUGGUAUGUGCGGUGAAUGCUCGUGCCAAGUUCAACCCUCCUUUGCUGGACGGUUACUAUGGAAAUGCCGUCGCCUUUCUGAUGGCCGUGACCACCGCCGGGAAACUACGAAGGAAUUCGUUGGGAUAUGCUUUAGAGUUGGUGAAGAAAAUGAAAGGUGAAGUGAGUGAGGAGUAUAUGCACUCUUUGGCAGAUUUCAUGGCAACUAAGGGACGACGUUGUUUCAAGAUCAAAGGGUUUUGCAAUGUGUCAGACGUGAGGCGAGCUGGAUUCAAUGACGUCGAUUUUGGGUGGGGAAAGGCGGUGUAUGGUGGUUCGGCAAAGGUAGACGAAGUAGGAAUCAUGUAUCUACCUUAUAAGAAUGCUCAAGGACAAGAAGGUCUAAUAAUAAUUUCAUGUUUACCUAGUGACGCCAUGGAGAGAUUUGUGAAAGAGUGGGAUAGAAUACUCAAAACUAGAUUGAUCACUUCUUCCUUAUAA
Molecule: messenger RNA, 1344 nt
Organism: Neltuma alba
Lineage: Eukaryota; Viridiplantae; Streptophyta; Magnoliopsida; Fabales; Fabaceae
Product: benzyl alcohol O-benzoyltransferase-like
Exons: 2
Coding region: 1-1344 (447 amino acids)
Source: RefSeq, a predicted model, not a curated record